This is a messenger RNA of Hibiscus syriacus, 772 nucleotides long. Its product is annotated as peroxisomal membrane protein PMP22-like. Bases 77 to 652 code for a protein of 191 amino acids. Lineage: Eukaryota; Viridiplantae; Streptophyta; Magnoliopsida; Malvales; Malvaceae. The record is from RefSeq and is a predicted model, not a curated record. The transcript is spliced from 7 exons. Gene Ontology annotation, cellular component: cytoplasm; membrane.
CGCAAGUAUUGGUUGGAAAAUAUCACAAUUUCUCAGCUGAAAACACAACUGAGAAAUAAUCAGCUGCAAAGAAAAAAUGGGUUCGGUAGCAAAGGCAGGAUUGCAGAAAUACUUGUUACAGCUUCAACAUCACCCUUUGAGAACCAAGGCAAUUACGGCAGCGGUUUUGUCAGGGAUCAGUGACACUGUUUCUCAGAAGCUUUCUGGAAUACCCAAACUUCAGCUGAGACGGAUUCUUCUCAAAAUGCUCUUUGGAUUUGCCUAUCUUGGUCCCUUUGGACAUUACAUAUAUAUGUUACUGGAUAAAAUUUUCAAGGGGAAGAGGGACUCCAAAACUGUUGCCAAGAAGGUGGUGCUGGAACAAUUGACAACUUCUCCUUGCAACAACUUGCUUUUCAUGAUUUAUUAUGGGGUGGUUGUUGAGGGAAGACCCUGGAUGCAUGUGAAAUCUAGAAUCAAGCAGGAGUAUCCCAAAGUACAGAUGACUGCAUGGACGUUCUGGCCAGUUGUGGGGUGGAUAAAUCACAAAUAUGUGCCUUUGCAGUUCCGUGUCAUUUUCAGUAGCCUCGUUGCAUUUUGCUGGGGAAUAUUUCUGAACUUACGAGCAAGAUCUAUGACAUUGCCCAAGGCUGCACUGCCCAAGAGUAAAUGAUUUGAAACCUUCCAUGUGCUUGGAUUGAUUAAAUAAUAUAAUGUCCACAUUCCAUAUCAUAUGCUCAUUUUAAUUUUUAUGUAGCUUGAAGCUUGUUCUGUGCAACCAUGAAUUAAGUCU